This is a messenger RNA of Pungitius pungitius (ninespine stickleback), 2177 nucleotides long. Its product is annotated as profilin-2-like. Gene Ontology annotation, cellular component: cytoplasm. Gene Ontology annotation, biological process: actin cytoskeleton organization; positive regulation of actin filament bundle assembly; regulation of actin filament polymerization. Bases 189 to 608 code for a protein of 139 amino acids. NCBI's taxonomy places the organism in Eukaryota, Metazoa, Chordata, Actinopteri, Perciformes, Gasterosteidae. Gene Ontology annotation, molecular function: actin binding. The record is from RefSeq and is a predicted model, not a curated record. The transcript is spliced from 3 exons.
AGCGGCUUUUCUUCAUUGCCUUCACCAGAAGAAAGCCGAGACGUGACGGAGUCGGAGGGUUCUGCUUGUUGGAGGCCCGCGAAACAUCUGCUAGAAACAGCUUCGACACUGCUUCUUCGUCGCUCAAGAGACAUCUGUGACCGAACUUGACUUUACUUCUUUUUCAUCUUUGAACUAAUCUCACAAACAUGUCCUGGCAAUCCUACGUGGACAGCCUGAUGUCUGAUGGCAACUGCCAGGACGCGGCCAUUGUUGGGUACGCGGACGCCAAAUACGUCUGGGCAUCGUUUGCCGGCGGUACCUUUGCCAACAUCACGCCUGAAGAAAUUGACGUGUUAACAGGAAAGGACCGCAUGGGAUUCUUCACCACUGGGAUAACCUUAGGCAAUAAAAAGUGCUCUGUAAUCAGAGACAGCAUCCAAAUUGAUAACGACUGGACAAUGGACAUCCGGACAAAGAGUCAAGGAGGGGAGCCAACAUACAACGUUUCUCUAGGCAAAGCCGGCAAAGCAUUGGUUGUUGUCAUGGGGAAGGAAGGUAUCCAUGGAGGGCAGCUCAACAAGAAAGCAUUUACUAUGGCUGAUUACCUGAGGAAGUCCGGAUACUAAAGCAGCCUCUACCAGCCACCUAACCGCUCACCCUUACCACCCUGUUGCAUUUUACACUACUUCAGUCCUAGUUGCUAGUUAGUUUUUUUUUUUUUCCUUUUUUUUUAAUUCUCCCCAGGCCUUCUCUCCUCCCCAUUUGUCAUCCUGUUCCUGUCUCCUUGGCACACUUGUGCUGUGUACUCCUAACCCCCUAAGCACUAUAAGUUGAUCCAUAGCAAAGAGCAUGUUGCUAACCGGAUGUCAUGACAAAUCUGUCCAGCUCAACAAAAAAAUCUGGCAAACAAUAAAAACUUUACUAUCAAUGUGAAGUAGCUAUUUCUUUCUUUUUCUGUCAUGGUGCCCAUUACUUAAUCCCCCUCUAACCCCAUCGUACACACUCCCUUUCCGAGCAGCCAACGAAUUGAGCGGGAACCAGGUCAGUCAUAUCCACCCUGUGUGUGGGGGGGGGGGGCUGCUGCAAACAUCGGCCCACUGUUUCCCCUCUCGCCCACCACUGUCCCCCCCUGCUCCACCCUUUCACACUCUCCUUUGCCAAAAAAUGUUAAGUCCCUCCCCUUUCCCGGUUUCCCUAUUAUGUUAGCUCGACGCAGUCAACACUACAAACGUAGCCGCAGACUGCAGUUCAAACACUACGCAUCAACCAACCAGUCCCCGAAGCCCUCCUUUCAGAUCCUGUCCUGAAUACAUUUUAUACAAGUGUGAGCGGGGGUCCAGAUGCUGGUAGCCUCUCCUCCCAAUGGACAUUCCACAGUACCCAUGGCUCAGGCAAUUGAUACAGCUUUUUUUGCCGGCUCCUGUAAUGUAAUUUUUUUUUUUUUUAAGGCUGCCAUUUUUUUCUGAUGGCAUAUUUCCCAUCAUAUAACCACCUGGAGCAUAUCCAAUUGGGAUUUCUUUUUCUAUUUUUUAAAUAGGACCAAGUAGUCAAAGCUCGGGUGUUUAUAAGAUUGCUCUAAAUCAUGCAACGGAUGACUUCACUUUUUGAUUAAGGGAACGCUUGAUGGUAACACCCCAUGGUUUAAAAAUGACUCUAGGGGAGGUAAGAGUGAGAGGACGUGAAGAAAAUUGUCACUUUUUGGAGUUUAGAAAGACCGCAUAUGUACAAACCCAAGCUGUGUUAAACUACAAAACUGUGGAAUAAAUUGCCUUUUACUCUAGUCAGCUGAGGGUAUCACAUGGUCUGUCAGCGCUCAGUGCUGCUAACUAACGUCUAACUGACACGAGGUGGGAUUGGUUGGGACAAAGACACUCAUGGUUGUCUAGUUGAAGCUUCACUACAGAACCUGUGUAUCCUGUGCCAUAAUGAGAUGUGUUGUAAAGAAGGAUUUUUACCCACUGUCCACGUUAUUUCAUUGGCUUUUUUCUCUUGCUUCAGCUCUACUGUUUAGGCCUUGUGGGAUAUGAGUACUCAUUAAAAAAAAAAGUUUCAAGUCCUGUUUUAUGUUCAGUUUUUUUUUUCUUCACCACUUUUUUCUAUUUGCAUCUUAUUUCAAAUGCAUAAAACCAAGAAAUGCCAUAAAUUGAUUUAUCACCUUGUUUAAUGACAGAUCAAAUAAAUUUAUUCCAACCAGA